UGCAUUAUCAAUGCAUUAUAGUAAUACUUCACCAGUAAAUGACGGACCAUCAGUUAGUCUAAUACUUAGUGCUAAUGCUGUCCACCAUACGGACCAUUACUACAAAAUUGGUGAUACAAUUGAUUUGAAAAUGGAGUACGACAUACCUGAGCCAUUUAGCCUGAGCCGUUCAGCCUGGUAUAAGGAUGAUAAAACUGAUGAACAAUUUUUGGAAUAUUCAUCACAAAAAUCAUACAAAGUAACUAACAUACCAGGCAUUAGUGAUAUGAAAUUUGUUUCGAAUGAAAACAAUGUCAUUUACUUUCAAAUACAUAACGCCACCGAACAGACAGCCGGUUCCUAUCAGGUUUGGGUGUUUUAUGGUGACAACGGGUGGAGACAUUACUUUAGACCUACUAAUACUGUUAAUCUAAUAGUUGACAAAUAG
Oppia nitens is the source of this 427-nucleotide messenger RNA. RefSeq lists its product as uncharacterized. NCBI's taxonomy places the organism in Eukaryota, Metazoa, Arthropoda, Arachnida, Sarcoptiformes, Oppiidae. The transcript is spliced from 3 exons. The record is from RefSeq and is a predicted model, not a curated record. Bases 11 to 427 code for a protein of 138 amino acids.